This is a messenger RNA of Erpetoichthys calabaricus (reedfish), 2268 nucleotides long. RefSeq names its product calpain-2 catalytic subunit-like. Gene Ontology annotation, molecular function: calcium-dependent cysteine-type endopeptidase activity. Gene Ontology annotation, biological process: proteolysis. Gene Ontology annotation, cellular component: cytoplasm. The coding region runs from base 1 to 2268 and encodes 755 amino acids. The record is from RefSeq and is a predicted model, not a curated record. The transcript has 20 exons. NCBI's taxonomy places the organism in Eukaryota, Metazoa, Chordata, Cladistia, Polypteriformes, Polypteridae.
AUGUCAGGUAUGGUAAAUUUGCUAGCCAGGCAAAAGGAUUUGGCUGCGGGAAUUGGCACGCUUGACCAUCCUGCAAAGUAUCUGAAUCAAGACUAUUACGUGCUAAAUAAAAAUUGCCUUCAGGCAGGAACACUGUUUGUAGAUAAUACAUUUCCUGGUGAGCCAAGCUCUCUUGGCUUUAAUGAAUUGGGACCUGAAUCACCCAAAACCCAGGGUGUGGUUUGGAAAAGGCCAGGGGAGAUAUGUGCCAAUCCCCAGUUUACUAGCGGAGGUAUGAGCAGCACAGAUGCCUGCCAAGGAGCCUUGCCUGACUGCUGGCUGCUGGCUGCCAUAGCAUCAAUGACCACUGAUAAGAACGUCCUACUACAUGUUGUUCCUGAUGGACAAAGCUUUCAGGCCAACUAUGCAGGGGUAUUUCACUUCAAGCUCUGGCAGUUUGGACAGUGGGUCGACGUGGUCAUUGACGAUCAACUGCCCACAGUGAAAGGACAGCUGCUGUUUGAACAUUCACCUGGCCAAAAUAUAUUUUGGAGUGCCCUGCUUGAGAAGGCUUAUGCAAAGGUGAACGGCUGCUAUGAGUGUCUGGGUGGAGGCUCUCUUACUGAAGCCUUUGAGGAUUUCACAGGUGGCAUCUCAGAAGAUUAUAGUCUGAAUGAUGCACCCCAAAAUCUUUUUCAGAUCAUUUGCAAGGCUUUUAAUGCUGGCUCCCUGCUUGGAUCCUUUAUUGAUUUCUCCAGCCCAGAUGAUAAUGAAGAAAAAACUCCUCAGAAUCUGAUCAAGAGGCAUGGAUAUUCCAUCCUUGCUGCUGAGGAGAUAAACUAUAAGAAUGGAAAAGAACAACUACUCCGCAUCAGAAACCCCUGGGGCCAAGUGGAGUGGAAUGGAGCCUGGAGUGACAAUGCCCCUGAAUGGAAUGACGUUUCCCCAGAUGUACAGUCAAGACUGGACUACAAAGCAGAAGAUGGGGAAUUUUGGAUGUCAUUUUCAGAUUAUAUGAAAAACUAUACAAGGCUGGAGAUCUGCAAUCUUUCACCUGACACCCAAGCCAGUGGUGCUGUCCAUCAAUGGACCACAGCUCAGUUUGAAGGCAUCUGGAGGAUAGGCUCCACUGCAGGAGGUUGCAGAGACUAUCCAGACACAUUCUGCAUGAAUCCCCAGUUUUAUUUCAAGCUGCUAGAAGAAGAUGAUGAGACAAAUGGCCCUGUGAGUGGUUGCAGCUUUGUAGUCGGGCUGAUGCAGAAAAAUGCCAGAAGAAACUUAAUUCUUGACCAGGAUUUCAAUACGAUUGGUUUUGCAAUUUUUCAGGUUCCUGAUGAGUACAAAGGCCUUAAAGAAAUAAACUUGGGACCUGAUGUCCUCCUAAACCAAGACCCCAUUGCCAACAGCAGUACAUUCGUCGAUGACCGAGAGGAGUGUGACCGGUUUACUCUCCCUCCGGGAGAUUAUGUCAUCAUACCAUCUACACAAGAGCCAAACAAGAAUGGCAACUUCAUUCUGCGAUUCUUUUUUGAGAAGCAGGCUGUUGCAAGUCGUAUGGAACAACCCAUCAAUGCUGAAAUCUAUGAGCCUAAAAUAACAGCAAGUCUGAUUGGUUCCCAUUCCGGACAGCUAGGAGUGAGCGAAGACUCUCCAAUAUCUGCAUUCAAACUCCUUCAGCUUUUGAACAAACAGAUUGAACAACGAAAUGACAUCAAGUGUAGUGGCUUCAGGAUAGACAUUUGUCGAAACAUGAUCAGUCUUCUGGAUGCUUCAUGGGUAGUUAUUUCUGUCACUGUCAGUUUUUACUAUUAUGAUAUUUAUGGCUGGCAUAGCAGCACAUUAGUUUUUGCUACAGACUGUCAGCUCCAGAGUACUCCGAUCAAAUCACGCUCUUUGAGGAGUGUUUGUGCGUUUUCCUUGUCUAUUUACUACAUCUUCUUUACAAUUUCCUACGAACUGCAGAUUACAUUAAUUGAUGAAGCCAAGCUGGCCUGGUAUGACCCGAGGAUCCAGGUGACAAGUGAUGUACUUCAUGCUAUUGUGCUAAAUUUUACUGAAGAAAGCUUAACUCUUAAUGCUGACCGUUUUGUGGGAUGUCUUUUCCGCCUGGAGCUGCUUUUCAAGAUCUUUACAACUGUUGAUAAAGAUAAAAGUGGAACAGUUGAGAUGUCUUUGGGGCAGUCAUUAAAUGGGACAUACUGCAAAAACACAGGACAUCUUAAGGUUAGUUGUGUGACUCGACAGUGCAAAAGCAACGACGAUGUUGGCACUCGACGGCUUGUUUUUUGA